CUUUCACUUUGCGCAGAUAUUAAGGCUCCUGUAGGUGUGUGUUUUCACAACAAAACUACAACAAAAACAGCACAAACGCGUCUUUAAAGCAGUGCUUGAUGGAUUGGAAAGGCUAAAAGUUGAAUUUCGCCGGUUCACGUGUAAGUGUUACCUAUAAACACGAAGAAAAAGGACUGUAAACAACACGGUUAGCUAACUUUGAACGCAACAAUGAUCUGACAUUAAGACAUGACAGUCACCUCCAAACUCUGACCUCCUGGACAGCAAACUACCUCUGACCCAACAGCAGACCUCACAUUAUGGAGCGGACAGCACUCAAACAGAGCCAGCUGUGUGGUUCAUGGGAGAUGAAAGAGAGACUUGGGAUGGGAGGCUUUGGGCACGUCUACCUGUACCAACACCUUGAGUCCGGAGAGAAGAUAGCUGUGAAACUUUGCCGCCUAGAGCUGAACUCCAAGAACAGAGAUCGCUGGAGCAGAGAGAUCCAGAUCAUGAAAAAGCUGAACCAUGUAAAUGUUGUUCAGGCGAGAGAAGUUCCGGAGGAGUUGAUUUCGAUUGCUUUAAAUGACCUACCUCUGCUGGCCAUGGAGCACUGCUCCAGAGGAGACCUACGCAAGGUUUUGAAUAAACCAGAAAACUGUUGUGGGCUAAAGGAGAGUGAAGUCCUCUCACUGCUUGGUGACAUUGGCUCUGGUAUCCAGUAUCUCCAUGAAAAUAAAAUCAUCCACAGAGACCUAAAGCCGGAGAACAUAGUUCUGCAGGAGAUUGGUGGAAAGCUUGUCCACAAAAUUAUUGAUCUGGGUUAUGCAAAAGACUUGGACCAGGGCAGUCUCUGUACAUCCUUUGUUGGAACUCUCCAGUAUCUGGCUCCAGAGCUGUUUGAAAGUAAACCCUACACUGUAACUGUGGACUACUGGAGCUUUGGGACAGUGAUCUUUGAAUGCACUUGUGGCUUUCGUCCCUUUUUACACCAUAUGCAGCCUGUACAGUGGACAAGCAAAGUGAAGAACAAAGGUCCCAAAGACAUCAUGGCAGUAGAGGACAUGAAUGGAGAAGUCAGAUUCUCACCACAUCUUCCAUAUCCCAACAAUCUCAGCAGGCCGCUGCUGGAGCCAGUUGAGUCUCUUUUACAGAUGCUGUUACUGUGGGACCCUGCAACACGUGGUGGAGGGUUGGAUCCUGAUACUAACAAACCACACUGCUACACUGCUCUGCAGAAUAUCCUCAACAUGAAGGUGAUCCAUGUGUUGGACAUGACAUCAGCCCAGCUACACUCCUUGGUGCUGGGUGCUGAGGAGAGCUUACACUCCCUGCAGCUACGUCUGGAGAUACACACUCAGUCACACAUCUCCCCGCUGAGUCAGGAACUGCUGUUAGAGACGGGAAUCUCCCUCGAUCCACGCAGACCGCCUGCGCACUGUCUGCCAGAUGGAUUGCGAGGCUGGGACAGUUCCAUAGUCUUCCUGCUUGAUAAGAGCCUGACCAAGUACUCUGGACCACUGACUGCCAGAUCGCUGCCAGACAGUGUCAACUUUAUAGUCAGAGAGACCAAGACGCAGCUCCCACUGGCUGCAUUAAGGAAGGUGUGGGGAGAGGCAGUCAGCUACAUCUGUGGACUGAAAGAGGACUACGUACGUCUGUAUCAGGGACAGAGGGCUGCCAUGCUGAGUUUGCUGCGUUACAACACCAACUUGACGCGGUACAAGAACCUGCUGUUCUCCCAGUCACAGCAGCUCCGAGCCAAACUGGCUUUCUUUAAGACCAGCAUCCAGCACGACCUUGAGCAAUACACCAAGCAGAGACACACCGGUAUCUCUUCAGAAAAACUGCUGAAGACGUGGCAGGAAAAUGAAGACAAGGCGAAUGGAUUUACACAGGUUGCAGAUGUCGGGUAUCUGGAUGAAGAGAUAGUGGCUCUACAUUCUGAGAUUGUGGAGUUGCAGAGGAGCCCGUUUGCGAGGAAACAAGGGGAUGUAAUGGAGCAGCUUGAGGAAAAAGCUAUAGAACUCUACAAGCAACUGAAAGCUAAAUGCAAAAGUCCUGACCCUCCACAUGGCUACAGUGACAGCUCAGACAUGGUGAAGACUAUUCUCCAAACGGUUCAGAACCAGGACAGAGUUCUCAAAGACUUGUACACUCACCUGAGUACAAUUCUGGUGUGUAAGCAACGCAUCGUUGAUUUGUUCCCAAAGUUGGAGAGGGCAGUAGAGAACAUAAAAACGGCAGAGGCAGCAGUGAUGCAAAUGCAAAUGAAGAGACAGAAAGAGUUCUGGUACCUCCUCAAGAUUGCCUGUGCGCAGAGCAAUUCUCCAUCACAGUCUUUAAUGCAACGGUCCAGUGACAGUGAAACUGUUGAUCAAUUACUGGAUGAGAAUCAACGUUACCUGACUCAGCUAACGUCUCUACUGCAAGACACCACCCAGGAGAUGGAGCACAGUGUCAUGGAUGAGGACUGGAGCUGGACUCAAUAUGGAGCAGUGAAAGUCCCAAUACAGGAGAUUUAGAAACUGACCAAAGACUCAGUGCUAUGAGUCAAACAUGUUGGAAAGAAGUGCCUUAUCAGAGUUACACUAUCUCAAAGUCUUUUCGUUCCAAACCGUGUCAAUUAUGUAAUGUUGGAUGACAGAUUGUCAAUUUACAACACAAUAGUGUGUGAAACUGAAUCAUGUGAUAAGCUAUUCAUGAUUUAACCAAGGUAAAUAUUUAAAAAUCUAUAUCCAGUUGUAACCAAAACCUAUUUAUUUCACAGGUAAAUUGAUUGGAGUAAAGGAUUGCUGCUCAUAAACUAUGCAUAACUGAAUGUGAAGAAAUCAUAAACCGUAUGACACUUAUAUGCUGCCUUUUGUCCCUGCUUUUUAUUUACAAUUAUCAAUUGUGCU
Scomber japonicus (chub mackerel) is the source of this 2879-nucleotide messenger RNA. RefSeq names its product inhibitor of nuclear factor kappa-B kinase subunit alpha-like. The record is from RefSeq and is a predicted model, not a curated record. Lineage: Eukaryota; Metazoa; Chordata; Actinopteri; Scombriformes; Scombridae. Gene Ontology annotation, cellular component: cytoplasm; IkappaB kinase complex. Bases 300 to 2504 code for a protein of 734 amino acids. Gene Ontology annotation, molecular function: ATP binding; IkappaB kinase activity. The transcript has 22 exons. Gene Ontology annotation, biological process: tumor necrosis factor-mediated signaling pathway; peptidyl-serine phosphorylation; positive regulation of transcription by RNA polymerase II.